Molecule: messenger RNA, 1388 nt
Organism: Salvia miltiorrhiza (redroot sage)
Lineage: Eukaryota; Viridiplantae; Streptophyta; Magnoliopsida; Lamiales; Lamiaceae
Product: F-box protein 7
Exons: 11
Coding region: 165-1151 (328 amino acids)
Biological process (GO): SCF-dependent proteasomal ubiquitin-dependent protein catabolic process
Cellular component (GO): SCF ubiquitin ligase complex
Molecular function (GO): protein binding
Source: RefSeq, a predicted model, not a curated record
GCUACUAAAUACAUUUAUAACCAAGUCUUGUUUCUCUCUCUUCUUUCUCUCUCACUCCUCAUUUCAGAAACAGAGGACCACGAAAUUCCCGGUUCUCUCAUACAAGCGCAUGGGAGAAAAAAAUAAAAACAAAAAAGAAAAACAUAAAUCACGAGCUUGCUUCAAUGACUUCUGAUUAUGCGGUCAAACUUGCAGCGGAGCUUGAAUCAGCUUCGCGUUUGAGAGCUGCUCAAUUCUUGGUGACGCAGAGGCCGUGGCUUGAUCUUUAUGGGGUUAAUGUCAGACCUGUUACUCCUUUCCGUAGCUUGAGCAAACCGUUUGUUGAAACAUCACUUUUACACCGCACCUUGCCUGAUGAGUUGCUUUUUGAGAUAUUUUCAAAGAUGAGUCCUUAUACCCUUGGGAGAGCAACUUGUGUCUGUCGAAAAUGGAGAUAUACUAUCCGUAACCCUGUGUUCUGGCGAAAUGCAUGCUUAAGGGCUUGGCAGCUGAAUGGAAUUGUGGAAAAUUAUAAGAUUCUCCAAUCAAUGUAUCAUGGCUUAUGGCGGAAAAUGUGGCUUUUAAGACCAAGACUUCGGACUGAUGGGCUUUAUGUCAGUCGGAAUACCUACAUUCGUGCUGGGGUUGCAGAGUGGAGAACCACCAAUCCUGUGCAUAUUGUUUGCUAUUUCCGCUACAUGCGAUUUUAUCCAUCUGGAAGGUUCCUUUAUAAGAACUCAUCGCAAAAAGUAAAAGAUGUUGCAAAAUACAUGAAUGUUCGUUCAUCAAGAUCUGAUACUGAUAGUGUUUUUAGUGGACAGUACACACUUGCUGAAGAUAAGGUUGAAGCUGCUAUUUUAUAUCCUGGCUUACGCCCAACUGUUUUAAGAAUCCGCUUGAGGUUAAGGGGGACCAUAGAAGGCGCUAACAAUAGAAUGGAUCUGAUAUCACUUGUUACAAGUGGUGUGAACGAUGCGGAGGCCAGUGGGCCGGAUGAGGCAAUCCUCGGAGUAGUUGAAGGGUGGCAGGAGGAUGAAACCCACAACCCCGACGUCCCUGCAGUCUCGCACAAGAGGGGUCUCACGCCCUUCGUCUUUGUCCCAUUCGAUGAAGUUGAAAAAUCUGUGUUGAACUUGCCUGUGGAGAAGAUGGAUUAUUUUGUACCUGGUUGAUCGCCACCGUAUGCUAAGAAGCUUUUUGUGUAAAUAGAAAGGAUUGUUUUUAUGUUAGUUAAAUUAUUGCUACAUGGUAUGUACCAACACUUGUGUAAUAUGCUAAAACGUGUUCUAGUGUUGUAUGCAAAGGUUGUGGAAAACUAGUAUUCAAGAACUAGACUUGAUGAUGUGAUAAUGUAAGAAUAAAUUAAAGUUUUUAUUUAUUUAUUAAGAAUGCAAAAACAUCUUCAUUGA